Hypanus sabinus (Atlantic stingray) is the source of this 12129-nucleotide messenger RNA. It is a transcript of the gene ano6, whose product is annotated as anoctamin 6. Gene Ontology annotation, cellular component: plasma membrane. Gene Ontology annotation, biological process: calcium activated phosphatidylcholine scrambling; calcium activated phosphatidylserine scrambling; chloride transmembrane transport. The record is from RefSeq and is a predicted model, not a curated record. Lineage: Eukaryota; Metazoa; Chordata; Chondrichthyes; Myliobatiformes; Dasyatidae. Gene Ontology annotation, molecular function: protein dimerization activity; chloride channel activity. The coding region runs from base 767 to 3538 and encodes 923 amino acids. The transcript is spliced from 21 exons.
AUCUGUGGAAGAGAGUAAACUGUUAACGUUUCGGGCCGAGACCCUUCUUCAGGGCUCAUUGUUCGGGUUAGUAGCUUAAGUGGGCGGCGUUUGUCGGUCCGGAAGGACCAGUUACAUCGCUAAAUCUCUAAAUUUAAAAAAUCCUCACGACAGGCUGUCACAAAAUCCGCUUAUUGCUCGCAAGAUGUCGGUGUUAACAGGGCUCCAACUACGUAUUCCGUCCGAGUAUAAUGCGUUCCCCCACGUGGUGACAGCACCUUGUUUAGAAGUGACAGGAUUCUCCUCGACCGAAGUUAGCAGUGGGAACGCUGGCUCCCGACAAGGUGUUGGCAUUACACACCAGCUCCACUUCGCGAGGUCGGCUCCGACACUCCAGCAACCUCUCUAUUUGCUUGUGCUACACCAGAUAGGCGGGAACAAUGCAAACUAAUAAGUACACACCCACGGAUAGGCAGGGCUCAUAGUCGGCGGUUGGGCUCGGCAGUGAGGUUCGCUGGGACGGAGCCCUUCAAAACUUUGUUUGCGGAAACCUCUCCUCCUGAACUCCCUUUUGUGCUGCGUCAACUCGGUCUUCGCAACGCGCAGCUGUUUUCUCCGGACGAAGAUGGGAUACCAGUGCCUGGUCUUGAUUUAGAGUUUGAGUCUCCUGUAAUCACCUGGAAAUCAAGGGCCGAAUCCUUCUCUCGUUUGUAGGGCGUGUUUUCUCCUCUCUGCUUUCGCCGGGCCGGUUUUCUUCCCCGACGCUGUUACCAGUACAACUGCAGAGAUGAGUAGCUUUGAUUCGGACGAGGAUCAGUUGGAAAUGGAAGUAUUUCCUGACGGAGAUGAGGAGUUUUGUGUGCAAAGUUACAUGCCCAACUAUGGAACGAUGUGUGAACAAGAACAACAGAUAGCUGAUCUGGGUCCAGUUCAUAAAGAGUCCACUUGUUUAGUUGGUUCUGCAUAUGGGGUUGAGUUUAAUGGAAAUGAAGACUCGGUGUUUUUCGCUGACGGUCAACGUCGAAUUGACUUCAUAUUGGUUUACGAAGAGGAGCAGAAGAAACCGGGGGAUCAAAAGAGGAUGCGAUCGAUUAUAAGCAAAAAGAGGAAAAGAGUUUGCUUUCAAGACAACUUAAAGAAAAGUGGGCUGGAGAUUGAAGCUACUAGAUCAAUUUUAGAUCCCAAGACAAUUUUCCUGAAGGUCCAUGCACCCUGGGAAGUUCUCUGUCACUAUGCUGAACUCCUCCAUAUAAAACUACCUCUACAUGGCAAUGACUUAAAACAGAAGACCUCAACAUUUAACUACAUAACUAAGCUUUUCUCAGUGUCUGAAGACAUAAUUCCACCAGAGGAUGAAUAUUUCACUGCGCCAUUCGAGUUGGACCGUAUUAAAAGCUUCCAGACUGAAAAUCAUGAUGCGUUCUUCACACCAGCAACGCGAAGCAGAAUUGUCAAUUAUAUUUUGAAUCGUUGUGUAUAUAAAAAAGGAAAACCCAACAAGUUUGGUAUCACUAAACUUCUGGACUCAAAAACCUAUAAGGCAGCUUAUACACUCCAUGAUUGUAAGUUCAACCAGAAAUCUUUGGACCCCCUCUGUCCCAAUGAGAGGUUCCUUCUUUACCGGGAGUGGGCUCACCCCAAGAACUUCUACAAACUGCAGCCUUUGGAUCUUAUCAGGAAGUAUUAUGGAGAGAAAAUUGGAAUAUAUUUUGCUUGGCUUGGGUUCUAUACGAGCAUGCUGGCUAUUGCUGGGUUUGCUGGUCUCUUGUGCUUUCUCUUUGGAAUACUGACAAGGGAUGAUAGUACUUGGAGUCAAGAAGUGUGUGAUCCUGAGAUUGGAGGUCGUAUUAUCAUGUGUCCCCAGUGUGACCGAGAUUGUCAGUAUUGGAGACUCAAUAUUACAUGUCAGUCUUCAAGGAAAUUAUCCAUAUUUGACAACUAUGGAACACUAGUAUAUGCCAUGUUUAUGGCAAUUUGGGUCACUGUCUUUUUGGAACUCUGGAAGCGCCGCGAGGCGGAAUUGGAAUACGAGUGGGACACUGUGGAACUGGAGCAGGAAGAGCCCCGCCGAGCGGAAUAUGAAGCCAAGUGUACAAUUCUAAAGAAGAAUCCAGUCACACAGGAAGAGGAGCUGGUUCCAUACACUGCCUGUGGAAGGUGCAUGCGACUGUUCUGUGGUGGCAGUACCGUUCUGUUCUGGAUAUCUCUGAUUGUUGCCUCAGUAGUUGCUAUCAUUGUCUACCGGCUGGCUGUCUUUUUUGAGUUUUCUGUCAACCUCCCUAAAGCAAUAAAUGAUGAUCUGGAGCCUUUGAAAGACUAUUUAACUCCUCAGAUGGCCACUUCAGUCACAGCUUCUAUCAUUAACUUUGUGUUCAUCAUGAUUCUGAAUAUAGUCUAUGAAAAAGUAGCAAUAUUGAUCACAGAUUUUGAACUACCAAGAACACAAACGGAUUAUGAAAACAGCUUGACCUUGAAGAUGUUUCUCUUCCAGUUUGUCAACUACUACUCCUCCUGCUUCUACAUAGCUUUCUUUAAAGGCAAAGUUGUUGGUUACCCCGGAGAGCCAGUCUACUGGUUGGGAAGAUUCAGAAACGAAGAGUGUGACCCCGGUGGCUGCCUUAUUGAACUAUCAACCCAGCUGCUGAUCAUAAUGGGAGGCAAAGCCAUAUGGAACAACAUUCAAGAAGUUCUCAUUCCGUGGUUAAAGAAUCUUAUAAGUCGUUGCCAGAUGAAAAGUUCUGAAAAUGUACUCCCCAGAUGGGAACAAGACUAUCAGCUGCAGUCCAUAUCGAAGCUCGGCUUGUUUUACGAAUACCUUGAAAUGGUGAUACAGUUCGGAUUUGCCACCAUCUUUGUGGCAUCAUUUCCCUUGGCACCCCUGCUGGCACUAGUCAAUAACAUCAUUGAAGUUCGAGUAGACGCGUGGAAAUUAACCACUCAGUAUCGACGUGUCCUACCAGCCAAAGCACAAGACAUUGGAGCCUGGCUGCCAAUCCUAAAUGGAGUGGCUAUUUUUGCUGCUGUGACCAACGCAUUGAUCAUUGCCUUCACUUCUGAUAUGAUACCCAGGCUUGUAUACUACUGGGCACUAUCAGUACAACCCUACGGCGAGUAUAGCAGCCCAACGAUGCGAGGCUACAUCAAUAGUACCCUCUCUGUUUUCAGAAUUGCUGACUUCAGUAAUAUCAGCAAACCCAUCAACCUCCCCUCAUGGUUUAACCCCGAAAACGACACCACCUGCAGGUACCGUGAUCUCAGAUACCCUCCUGGACAUCCACUGGAAUAUCACCACAGCCUUUAUUUCUGGCAUAUAAUGGCUGCCAAGCUAGCAUUUAUUAUUGUUACAGAGCACAUUGUAUUUGCGGUGAAAUUCCUUGUGUCGUAUGUGAUUCCUGAUGUUCCAGCACACAUUAAAGAACAAAUUAAACGUGAGAAGUAUUUAACACAGAAGAUCCUGCAUGAAAAUCAUCUUCCAACCUGGGACAGCGCAUUAAGAGAUGCAACCAGCAGGUUUAUAGAAGGUUCAGUCAGCCUGAAGGACCAAAGCAUGAAUAUAUAAAUAUCUGUUGCAAAAAAUUGUUUUCUAUAAUGCACAAUAUUAAGGAGGAAUCUCUUGAAAUGCUAAUCUGUUUGAUUUCCAAGAGGGAAUGUUUUUAUCUGCCUGUAAGUAUCUAUGAUUUUUCUAUCUGUUCCAUUGGUUUAUCUCAAAUUCCAUUUUGACUAUAAAAUUGUUCAAGCUGUUUCAAUAGUCCAUGGAAAAGAUAUUAUUGCACUUAAUGAGAAACAGAGUUUUGGAACUUUUUUAUAAUCAGGAGGAAAUUCUUGUAUGAAUAAGAAGGCUGUGAACAAACAUGGAAAAUAGUUAUCAGAUUUACUGAAAAUUGGGAAAGAAAUUAAUGACACCACAAUGUUGCCAUGUGUUCCUAACUGGCAGGAUAAUGUAUCCCAACACAUAUGAGAGGAUUUUCUAAGUGACUGGUGAUAUGUGUUAUAGCAAUCCUGUCAUAUGUUAAAGUUACUGAGUGCACGGAGUGAAGGGUUUUCCCCGGGUAUUUGAUACGCUAACUAAAUGGAUGGUGUAGGUGGUUUCUCCUAUUUUUUGACCAUUUGAUUAUUAAAUUUAUUAUGAAUUUAGUUAGCAAAAUGCUCUUGCCUUUUACAGUGCUUACCAUUACAGUAUAUUCAAGUUAUUUGCCCAGGAAAUUGUGAAAUCCGAAAGAGUUUUAAACUAUGAUAGUUCUACGUUUAAGCCACUCUGGGGGCAAUAUCUAAUUUCUAGUCAUGCCAAACAGUUUAGUGGGCUUACCCUGAAAUCAUGUUAGAUCAGUGUAUUAAAAAUCAGGACAUGAGGAACAGGAGCAGUAACUCCUCAAACCACCUCUAUUAUACUAUAAGAUCAUGGCUGAAAUUCUACCUCAGCUAAACCUUCAAACUGGAUCAUCAUGUCAUUGAUUUUUUACUGUCUAAAGGAUCUAUCAAUAUGUGUCUUGAAAAUACUGAUCAAUGAUGCAACAACCUGUGGGAUAGAGAAUUCCAAAUGCAUAAUAUCCUCUGAUAAAAGGAAACCCACCUCAUCACCUUUCCAAGUCUUUAUCCCCUUAUUCUGAGUCAAUGUUCUUAGUCCAUAGGAUUUAGGAGCAGAAUUAGGCCAUUUGACCCAUUGAGUCUACUCCGCCACUUCAUCAUGGCUGAUCCACUUUCCCUCUCGGCCCCAGUCUCCUGCAUUCCCAACGUAUCCCUUCUUGGCCUGACCAAUCAAGAAUCUAUCAACUUCAGCCUUAUAUAUACAUUAAGUCUUGCCCUCCACAGCUGCCUGUGGUAAAAAAAAAUUCCACAGAUUCACCACACUCUGGCUAAGUUCCUCCACAUCUCCGUUCUAAUAGGACACCCUUCUAUUCUGAAGCUGUGUCCUCUGGUCUUAGAAUCUCCCACCACAGGAAACAUCCUCUCUGCAUCCACUCUGUCAAGGCCUUUCACCAUUCAAUAGGUUUCAAUGAGGUCCCCUCGUUCUUCUGAAUUCUAGCGAAUACAGGCCCAGAGCCAUCAAAUACCCUUUGCCAUUUCUUGUUGCUAUGUGUACGAUUUGUUUUUUUUGUGGGUGGGGGGGGUGUUGAUGUUCUUGUUGCCAUUUGCGCAGGAGGGGGUUUUAAUGUUCUUGUUGCCCAUUGUGUAAUUUGUUUUUUGUGCAUGGGAGAGGGUUGAUGUUUUUUCUUUUAAUGGCUUCCAUGGUUUUCUUUGUUUCGUGGCUAUCUGGAGAAGAUGAAUCUCAGAGUUGUAUACUGUAUACAUACUUUGAUAAUGAACCUUGUCCCUAGCUAUGAUUGAUCAAAUGUUAUAAAAUAUAGGCCAUCACCCAAUUCUGUUUGGGCGUAAUGAAAUUUAAACUUUCAGUGACCAGUACUUUCAAAGUUCAAAGUACAUUUAUGAUCAAAGUAUGUAUACUUUAUACAACCUUGACAAUCAUCUCCUUGCAGGCAGCCACAAAACAAAGAAAGAGACGAAUUGUAAUGAUAUUAAAACAACACUGUAUUUUGGAGAGUAAUACUUUACAUUCUAAAGUACUCUUGCUAUUAACUGUUCUUAUAUACACAAGAUGCCUUUUUCAUAAAAAUGUUCUCCCUUUAUGAUGGUCUUUAUGAUGGUCUGUGUACUGACAACUGAAUAGACUUUUUAAUUUUGUCCUUUGGUGCUGACAAUCAAGCAAAAAAGAAAGUUCAAUAUAUGCUUGAUUUUUUUUAUUUUAACAAUGUGAACUUAACAAAAGCCGUAUUGUCCUUUAUGUGAAAAGCUCAAGGAGAAAGCAAAACAAUAUUUAUUUUUCUUUUUAUAUUUCAUAUCCUGCUCUUCACACAAAGUUACCUUUGCAAAAAAAAGCAGAGAAAAAGAUAUUUAAAAACAUUCAAAUCAUGAAAAACAUAAAAUUGGGUGGGAGGAAGGCACAAACCAGGAAUGAUGUAUUUUUGUUUGUGAGUAGUUCUGCUUUAUUCACUCAUAAAUUUCUCAUCAGCAAAGCCUCUAUUGCCCACUUCUAAUUACCCUUGAGAACGCAGUAGUGAGUAUUUUUGAAAGGUUGCAAAGAUGCUGUUUGAGAGGGUGAGGACUUGUCAUUAAUGAAGCAGUAGUCAAUGGUAAAUGGGACAGGAAUCUGCAGAUUGUAAUACCUCUGCACCAUUUACUGUUGAACAUCUAGACCAGGGGUUCCCACCUUGGGGUCCAUGGACCCCUUAGUUAAUGGUACCAGUCCAUGGCAUAAAAAAAAGUUAGGAACCUCUUGCCUAGAUAAUAUAGGGUGUGGAUUUUGGAGAUACUAUCAAAGAUUAGGUGAAAUGUGUUAUUAUUUUUGAGGCACCUUGUCUCGCAGUCAGUAGCAAAGUAAGUGAGUGCUCGAUAUGCUGGAUAGUGUACAGAUAAAAGGGUCCUUUUCCACUGGAUGAUGUUGAACUUCAGUGUCAAGGUGGAGACAAGUCUCAACCAAAGGAGGUGUAAGGCACUCCUUCCCUUUGCACACCCUGCAGGUCACCCUUAGAGAAGAUGUAGCACCUGCUUAGCCCACUCCCAUCCUCACCCCCAAAUCAGGGUCACAUGAAGCCUUGGGUUCAGGUAGUGGAUGGUUGUACAAGCAGCUGAUGCACAUCACAAGUCCUGGUUAUGCGACCACUGACUGCAGGCAGACAAUGUUUGAAGAGUAUCGAUAAUGGCAGGGGCCAGCCGUCUUGUAAAGACACUGCCCAGAAGAAAGCAAUGGAAAACCACUUCUGUAGAAAAAUUUGUGCACUGACCAUUGCUCUGAGUAGGAAAUUUUUACACAGCCUGGAAACUGUGUGGCACUUAAAAUGUUUUCUUUGUAAUAUGCAUACUAUGAAUAUUUAGAAUGAAAAUUGAAAAGAAUCACAUACUUUUGACUUUAUUUAUUUAAUUGAAGGGUUUAAUGAAAUACAGUACAACAAAAGUAUCUUACUUAAAAGAAAAUUCCAGCUGGGCAGCAGCAAAGGGUAUGUUAAGCGGGAGCGUUUCAGUAGCUGUGCAGUGGUGCACCAAUGCAGCUCAGAGGGAACAGAUUCCAGGAAUACAGGCUGGUUCGCUCCUGACGGAGUAUUACUGAUUGCAUCGUGUCGAGUGUGAAUGCUGUUUAUCAGAGUGAGUCUGAACAUUGUCCAGGUUUGUUGCAUUCAGGGACAAAUUGCAACAUUUUCCAGAGUGACAAAUGGAACUGAAUGCCACAUGAUCAUCAAGAAACAUUCCCAUUUCUGGAACUUACAACGGGGUGAAGGGAUCUACUUCUGACCAUUGAUGAAACUGCUGAAGAUGAUAAGACCUGGAAUUCUGUAUAGUGGAACUCCAGCAGCAGAGGCAUAAGGCACUGACUGGAGCAGGGUUGCCAGCCUUUUUUAUGCCAUGGACCAAUGCCAUUAAGCAAGAGGUCAGUAGACCCCAGAUCGGGAACCCCUGGUCUGGAGAGUUUCUCCCUAUUCCCCAGUUCCUAGUGACUUCAAUAUUAACAUAUUUGAAGUAUUAGACCAGAUAGCAGGUAAUGCUAAAGAAACUAAUUAAAGAUCAUAGCAAUGGGAAUGCAUUUCUACAGAUUUAAAGUUCAAAGUAAAUUUAUCAAGUACAGGAGAUAUAUGUCACCAUAUGCUACCUUGAGAUUCAUUUUCUUGCAGGCAUUUAUAGAAAAGAUGAAAUACAACUGAAUUUUACAAAAUAAUAUCAUGAACUAAGUAAUACACACAAAAUGCUGGAGGAACUUAGGUCAGGCAGCACUGUAGAAACGAAUAAACAGCUGAUGUUUCAGGGUGAGGUCCUUCUUCAGGAUUGUGAAGGAAGGGGGAAGACUGCACAAUAAAAAGUUAGGGGGGGAGGAUGCUAGCUGGAAGGUGACAGGUGAAGCCAGGUGGGUGAGAAAGGUCAAGGGCUAGAGAAAAAAGAAUCAGAUAGAAGAGGAAAGUGGACCAUAGGUCAAAGGGAAAGAGGAGUACCUUCUGCCUGGGUAGCCUCCAACCUGAUGGCAUGAAUAUCAAUUUCUCCUUCGGUAAACAACCCCCCCCCCCCCCCUUCUACCCACUUCCUCUAUUACCCUAUCUGGCCUUUCACCUUUUCUCUCCAGCCUAAUACUUCCCUCUGGGUCCCCCCACCUUUUACAUCCUGGCAUCUUCCCCAUUCCUUUUGUGAGAGCUGCUUUGGGUUUGCAGAAUCUGCAGACUUGUGUUUAAGCAUAAACAAGAACUGACGGAAAACCAAGACAGACUGAGCAGGUAAAAGGAGAGCAUGAGCUGAAGAGAGUCUUUGAAAGUUAGCCUGUAAACAGUAGAAUUGGUACAGAAGGACAUCUUUUCAUUCUUGGAUUAUGGGGCCCAAAACAUCUCACAAUACUCCAUGUGGUCUGAUCAGUGCCUUACAAAGUCCUUGCUUUUAUAUUCUAGUCCUCUCAAAAUGAAUACUAACAUUUCCUUAAUAAAUGAAAAUUAAUUAAGACAAAUCAAUGCAGAUGUAACACCCGCAGCAUCAAAAAUGUAAUAGCAUAGAUAUAUAUUCCAUUACUGAUAUUGCUGUUAGACAACAAUAACCUACUUUACAUUUUUAUGAUUUGAUAUGCUAAUUAAAACAAUUAUCCAUUAAGGAGAAUCUUUCAGAGGCCAUAUUUAUUGUUGUACCAUCAAAAGGAUUGGAGGAGCAUAAAGUUCAAAACCUCAAAGUUCAAAGUAAAAUUUAUUAUCAGACUACAUACAUAUUACCACAUACAACCCUGAGAUUGUUUUCUCCUGUGGGCGUACUUAGCAAAUUCUGUUUACUGAACUGUAAACAGGAUCAAUGAACAACUGUGCAAAUGCAAAUAUAAAUAAAAGCAAUAAAUAAUGAGCAGGAAAUAACAAGGUAAAGAAUCCUUAAAGUGAGAGCUUUAGUUGUGGGACACCAGAAAUGAGUAUUUCUUUUUUUGUUCAACAGCCUGAUAGUUGAGGGGUAGGAACUGUUCUUAAAGCUGAUGGUGCAAGUCCUGAGUCCCUUGUACCUUGUACCCAAUGGCAACAGUGAGAAAGGAGCAUGACCUGGGUGGUGAAGAUCUCUGAUGAUGGAUGCUGCUUUUCUGUUAUUGAAAAAUAAUAAAUUAAUGGUUUGAGCACAACAGGGGUGUCACAUACUAUUGGUCUCCAAAACAUUUUAUGAAUUUCAUGCACGAGUGUGAACCACAAGAUAAUCUUUCACUCAUAAGCUAUUAUAAAAUGUACUUUCUUACAUUUAAAGAUUCAUUAACAUUCUAAAAAUAGGCUCAGGCCAGUUUUAAUUCAACAAUAAUAUGAUUCAAUUGCCCUUUAAAUUAUCAAUAGUUAUUAAUUCUUGAAAGCACUUCUUUUGAAUAGCCCAAUAACUCUGUAUUGAGUACAGGUAUUUAAAAGCAAAUUCAUAACAUAACUCUUGUAAUGUAAACACUCACAAUGUAAAUGUUUAGUAGAAUUACCUAUUCAAACCUGAGCCCAUAGGGAUUUUUGUUGUUGAUAAGUGUGACAUUUGGAGAACAUAUUUUAGAAGUGGUAAUCUCUCUAGGUCUGAGUCCUCUCUUAUGAAUACUCCAACUUGAGGUAAAUUGGCAUUUUUAACGUUUUGUAAUCUGCUAAGAGGAAUCAUUGUAUACAAUUGCAGGUUUAAAGAUUUUUUUUGUCAGUUCUGUUUUUAAGUGCCAAUUUAGCAGCAUGAAGAGAGAUAAUUGCUGUGCCACAUUUUAUGAUAAAAAUCCUAAUGAGACUUUAGUACUGAAGUUACUAUUAUGAUUAUGUAAAUUAGACAGCGACUCCCAGCUACUGCACAUUCACUGAUAAAUGGAUAAAUGCAGAGCUGCCAUGAGAUUCAUCAUUCAAAUAUAUUUAUUGGCAAGCAGUUGUUUUAUUUAACAGAAGUACACUUCAAACUCACCAGAGUCAUUGUUUGGUAACAAUUAAGAAUGUAAUAUGAAGAGUACUUUUAAUACUCUUUUAAUAACAUUACAUUCUUAAUAGAUGGUACGAGAAUUAAAAUCCAAUGUAUGGAGUCUCAUUUCCUGACUUUAAUUAACUGGAUGUCUUCAAAUAUUUUUGUUUUUAUCUUUCUUAUCUCAUUUUCUUUUUCAUUUCUGUAUGUGUUGGCAUAGAAUUCAUUAUUUUUAUAUUUCCUGGUUCAGCCUCUGCAAUACUAAUUAACAUCACUUUGGUUAUGGAGUUCAAAGUUCAAAGUAAAUUUAUUAUCAAAGUACAUAUAUGGCACCAUGUACAACACUGAGAUUCAUUUUUUGUGGGCAUACACAAUAAGUCUAUAGAAAAAUAACCAUCACCGAAUCAAUGAAAGACUGCCCAACUUGGGCGUUCAACCAGGGUGCAGAAGACAACAAAUACAAAAAGAAAUAAUAAUAAUAAAUAAAUAAGCAAUAAAUGUCAAGAACAUGAAGAGUCCUUCAAAGUGAGUCCAUUGGAGUUGUGCAAUAGGUUGCAUUUUUUUACACAAGUUUCAGAUGCUAUGUAGUAAUUGACUGUGCCAAUUUAGAUAGUUGACUAAUAGGAACUUUGAUAAUAAAGGCUCAGGAAUGACAAACAGAAUAAAUGAUGUUAGAACAUUGAACAGUACAGCACAGGAACAGGCUCUUUCGCCCACAGUUGUACCAAACCGGCUAAAAAAAAAAUCAAAAAACCCCAAAAACCAAUCCUCCCAUCUGCACAACGUCCAUAUCCCACCAUCUUCAUAUUCAUGUAUCUAUCUAAACACCUCUUAAAGGCCUUCAAUGUAUUUGCCUUUACCACCAUUCCAGGCAUCCUCCACUCUGAGUAAACAAAAAAAAACUUACCCCUACGUCUCCUUUGAACGUACCCCCUCUCGCCUUCAAUGCGUGCCCUCUGGUAUUAGACAUUUCAAACCUGGGAAACAGAUAUUCCCUGUCUACUCUAUCUAUGCCUCUUAUAAACCUCUAACAGAUCUCCACUUCAGCCUCCGCUGCUCCGCAGAAAAGAACCCAAGUUUAUCCAGCCUCACGUGAUAGCACAUGCCCUUUAAACCAGGCAGCAUCCUGGUAAAAACUUUCUGCACAUUGUUCACUGCUAAUUGCAGAAUCUGGCCCAGUGAUCAUUUCUGAUUGGCCAACUUUUUCUUCAUUCUUGUAAUCAAUUCAUAUUACAUACUUCUCAGAUUAGAUUCUAUUUUUGAUUUUGUGUUUUGGAUGAAACAUUAAACCUAAGCUCCGUCAUGUUACUAUUCUGUACAAGUGUAUUGGAGUUAUUCCUGGUUUCCAGGCCCCACACAUUGCAUUGCCAGUCAAUUUUCCAGUUAAUAUCACAGCACUGUUUGUGGGAACUCAUGAUUUAAAUUGGCUAUCGCAUUUCCUAGAUCGCAAAAUUGGCACAUUUGAAAUGUAUUUAAUUGGUCAGUGGCUGCAAAACACAACACAAAUACACUUUUUUUUAAAUGAUAUUUGUCCUUUGAAAUCGAAAGAAUGGGAUAUACAGUCCUAUAUAACUCAUAACCUUUUACUGUCUUCUCAUUGAAACAUACAAUUUUACAUAAAGCUGGAAUUACCAAUACAGAUACUUUAUGAGAACCCCCAAAAUAUCAUAACAGAAAAAGGAGGAAGUACCAUUCCUGGCUGUGACAUAGCUUCUGGUUCAAAAUCAAAAUCAAUUUUUUGGUCCACAUCAGUUACAACUAUAGAGGGGAAGAAAUUGUGAAUUGUUAAUACAUGAACCAAUAUUGUAGUUAACUCUUCCUCAUCAUUGAUUGAGUGGGAAGUCUACAAUAUGUUUAUAUUAUUGGAAUUCAUUUACCUGUGCAUAUUCAUAAUCUAAUUUUGCUAUGUUUUAAACUCUGAUGAGUAAAUAUAUUAUUUAUCAGUUUUAUGUGUUUGCAUCCAAUGUCUAAGACGCUGCACAUUGUUUAAGCAAAUGGUAGAUAAACUGAUAAUGAUAUGACUUACUUAAUUGAAUGAGUUAUAAUUCAAUAUAUGGCUGAAUAAAUAUACAAAUGAAGUAUGUUGAUUCUGUUAAGAAUGAUCGACAUAUCUUAAUAAACAAUUUUUCUUUUAAGUCUUGUCAUGAAGUCAUAACUUAGGAACAAUUUUGUUCUAGUAUUAUAUGUACAAUUAUUGAACAUACUUUAUUAUUCAUCAAAGAAUGCCAAUAAACUGGAAUAAAAUUUUUA